This is a messenger RNA of Mangifera indica (mango), 1697 nucleotides long. Its product is annotated as putative transferase At4g12130, mitochondrial. Gene Ontology annotation, cellular component: mitochondrial matrix. The transcript has 5 exons. Gene Ontology annotation, molecular function: protein binding. Lineage: Eukaryota; Viridiplantae; Streptophyta; Magnoliopsida; Sapindales; Anacardiaceae. Bases 243 to 1460 code for a protein of 405 amino acids. The record is from RefSeq and is a predicted model, not a curated record.
CUAUCCUACCACCAUUCAUAAGUGCGGCAUUUCAUCAAACACAAAAGCACAAACAAUGUUCCAGUGAAGCACAUGGCAUGGCAAUAUGAAAUCCACGUGGCAUGAACCCAAAACCCUUAAAGCCACGUCUCAUCGUUUCAGCUCAGCUUCUGUCUCUUUCUCUGCUUCUCUCUUCUCCUUCAACCCUACUCCACACCUUACACAGAAGCCAAACAUACACUGCGUAAAGAAAGAAAAAAAAAAUGCGUUUUAUCAAACCACAUGGAAAGGUCUCGAAAUCCAUAUUCUCCGUAUGCCGUAGGCUACACAAUGAACACAAUCUACACCAUGCUGGUUCAAUGGCCUCGCUCCUGAGAUCCCGGUCUGUUGUCCGGUUCAGCGGCCCAGAAACUAUUAAGUUUCUACAAGGUUUAUUGACCAACGAUGUAAGGAAGUUCGGUGAACUCCCGGGUAAGAGAGACAACACGUCCACGGUGCCAACACCCAACUUGCCUUCUGAGUCUGUUUCGCCUGUUUACGCGGCGCUUUUGACUCCUCAAGGGAGGUUUUUGUACGACUUAUUCUUGUAUUCCCCGCCUAGACCCGACGAAAAGCUGAACCGGCGGGGGUCUGGACCCGCUUCCAAUAAAGAUGACGGGUCCGUCGAGUUGUUUGCUGAUGUUGAUGGGUCAGUCUUGGAUGAGUUAUUGCAAACUUUUAAGAAAUAUCGGUUGAGAACUAAGGUUGAGAUUGAAAAUGUUGCCGAGGAAUUCUCCUGCUGGCAACGUUUUGCUGAGAAGAUCUCUCAAGCAUCUUCACCUAUAGAAGAGCCAGAGGCUGGUAGUGUUGGCUGGGGCAGUGGUAUUGAUCGUUCUGGUGUGUCAGCUUCAUGUGGUAACAGUGAUGGAUGGCAAUGGUUUAAGGAUCCCAGAUUGGUGUGUCUUGGAUACAGGGGAAUUUUUCCAUCUGGAACAACUCCACCUUUGGUGGAGGCUGACAAAGAAACAGGUGAAGAGAAUUACGUUUUAUGGAGAUUAGAGAAGGGAGUCGCUGAAGGCUCAACUGAAAUUCCGAAAGGAGAGGCGAUGCCAUUGGAAUACAAUCUUUCUGGUCUAAAUGCGAUAAGUUUUGAUAAAGGUUGCUAUGUUGGUCAAGAGUUAAUUGCUCGAACACAUCACCAGGGGGUUAUUCGCAAGCGCUUGCUUCCUUUAAGGUUUUUUAAUGAUAAAGGAAAAGAAGUAGAGCAGAAAGUUGCUCUUGGCGCAGAAGUAAUUAAUAUGAAAACUGGCAAGAAGGCUGGAAAGGUAACAACUGCUCUGGGCUGUUGCGGGCUGGGUGUCUUGCGGUUGGAGGAAGCGUUCAAAGUAUCAGGUGUCUUGACUGUACAAGGACAGGAAAAUGUGAGGGUUGAGGCCAUGAGACCCCAAUGGUGGCCUGCUGAGUGGUUUCGAGAGCAUCAACUGGAUACUGCGGUUGCUUAGAGAGUUGUAUUAUUUGAGGAUAGUUGUGGAUAAUGGUUCUCUCUGCGAACCAUAUGAAUACUGCAGAUGGUGGCGUUCAAACUCUGGCUGUGCUAGUAUAUACACUUCAAAAUUUGUAGCCUCAAAUAAAAAGAGGAUGAUCUGAGAGAAUUUGGGUUGUAGUUAUUGUCAUACAUGGGAUAAGUUAUAAACAGAAACCAAUAAAUAUAUCAAUAAUUUAACUGUUUUAACCCCUAA